AUGAAUCAGUUAGGUCGAAAGGAUGGAUUAGAAUGGGACAAGGUUAGAGCUAUGAUUAGAUACAUAUUCCGAAACACAGGAAUAAAAAUUUCAGUUUGUUCAAAAAUGGAAUAUACAAAGGAAGAGAAAUUAAUUAUAUUUAAACAGUUUCACAACUCAGUACUUGGAGGACAUGCAGGAAUAAACAAAACCGUUAGGAAGAUUAAACGUCAGUUUAAUUGGCCAGGAUUGAAGUUAGAUGUAAAAAACUAUAUUACGAAUUGUGAGUCCUGCCAAAAGAAUAAGGUUACAAAUAGGAAAAUUAAGCAACCCAUGGUAAUAACCACCACAAGUUCAAAACCAUUUGAAAAGAUAUUUUUGGAUAUAGUAGAACCAUUAGUCACUACCGCAUCUGGAAAUACUUAUAUUUUAACGAUGCAAGAUGAUUUAACUAAAUAUUCAUUGGGAGUACCAUUACCAAAUCACACAGCCAAUACUGUAGCUGAAGCUUUUGUAGUACAUUUCGUUUGUAUUCAUGGAAUACCAGAGACCAUAUUAACUGACCAAGGGACAGAUUUUCUAAAAAACACCCACAAGUUCGUAAUAAUGGACUUCGAGUUCACUAAUAUACAUAGAACGAGUAAGGUCCUUAUAUCAGGCGCGAUAUCAAACACUUUGGACCGGUUUAAGAUAAGGAAGCUCGAAGGACGACCAUUAUAUCUGCCAGAAAAUGGAGAAGUGAGACCAAUGAAAGAUCGAGAGGUACUAGUGGUACAGAAAGCAUUAGCACGGAUUUUCAAAGCAAAGACAGAACUCAGGGACAUCUGUUUAGAUCAACUGAAUCAAAGUCAUAGAGCACCUGUAAAUAGUUUAAAUGCAACCUAUAUACGAAACUAUAUACUGCGUGACAAUAAGAUUAAUGUGAUUGUGGUGUUUGGAGGUAGUUCCGACAAAGAAAUGUUGAAGAGAUUAGGAAUUGAGUUUCCAUUAUUAGAUAUGCGCUGUUAUGAUAAACAUUUAAAUCGAAUAUUUUAUUUACAGUUAGAGGACGUUUCCAACAAGAAACUAAUUUUUGAAAUAGAGAUAGGGUAUUAUGACAAAUCGGGGAGAAUACUAAAUCUUACCGAAUCACACAACUUAAUUUGUAAAAAGAAACAUAAAAUAACUUACGCCCGACGUUCUUCAUGCAUAUGA
Molecule: messenger RNA, 1173 nt
Organism: Metopolophium dirhodum (rose-grain aphid)
Lineage: Eukaryota; Metazoa; Arthropoda; Insecta; Hemiptera; Aphididae
Exons: 2
Coding region: 1-1173 (390 amino acids)
Biological process (GO): DNA integration
Molecular function (GO): nucleic acid binding
Source: RefSeq, a predicted model, not a curated record